UUAAAAGGAGCAGUGUGUCAGUGUGUGUAGCUUUAGUGUGCUUUCAAAAGAAGCUCGAGUCUCUCUUCUGACCUUCUUUACAGACGUGAACAUGAUGACCCUGAACACCUUUGCCCUCACAGCCAUCGUGCUCACACUCUCAGGUGUGAAAGCGCUUGUGUUGACUCAGGAGAAGACGAUGUCUGUGCAGACUGGGCAAAAUGUGAAGAUUUUGUGUUCACCCAGUACAAGUAGCUGGACCAUAACAUGGUACCAACAAAAACAUGGAAAAUCUCCAACAUUCUUGCUCUAUGAUAGCACCAGAGCGAGUGGCCUGCCAAGUCGGUUCACUUAUAGUGGCUCUGGAUCCCAAGAAUAUCUGCAUAUUAACGGUGUUCAGGCUGAAGAUGAAGCCGUGUAUUACUGUGCAUGUCACAACUGUGUGCAAAGCCGCGAUGCAACUUUCGGUGGAGGCACUGAACUGACUUUUGAUACUUCAUCUCCUCCAUCCCUCGUUCUGCUGGCUCCCUCUCAGUCUCUCUCCUCAGCUGAUGGAGUCAGGGUGGUGUGUCUGGCGCAGGGUUUCCGUCCUGACGGUGCCACUCUGUCCUGGUCUGAUAACGGCAACGCUGUAACGGGUGCCGAGGUACAGACGGGUUCGUCUCAGCGCCAGUCUGACGGCACCUUCAGCCAAAACAGUGUGCUGCAACUCAGCCCAGAGCGCUGGAACUCCGGACGUACCUACACGUGCCACCUGAACCACCCGGCUCUGACAGCACCACUGAGCCAGAGCGCCAGUGCUGAAAAGUGCAGCUAAUGUAAUUGGCUGGGCAUUAUUGGGAAUCCUCUGAGCAAAGAAAUCCACCCUCGAUGUGUCGCCUCAGAGACGGGCUCUGAGUUCCGACAUGCGCUCAUCAGCAUUGAGAGAGGAGACCUGAAAUAUAUCUAUAAAAAAACCUAAUGCUUUAGUUCAUGUCUCUGUGUGCUUCAGAGGUGCUGUGGAUCGUUUGUCUGAAAUGAUGCUCUGUAGUUUCUAUCAGCUCUCUUCAAUAAAAUGAUUUUCAAAUACAAA
Messenger RNA from Silurus meridionalis, 1051 nucleotides. RefSeq names its product immunoglobulin lambda-1 light chain-like. The transcript is spliced from 5 exons. Gene Ontology annotation, biological process: immunoglobulin production; immune response. Bases 92 to 796 code for a protein of 234 amino acids. The record is from RefSeq and is a predicted model, not a curated record. NCBI's taxonomy places the organism in Eukaryota, Metazoa, Chordata, Actinopteri, Siluriformes, Siluridae.